Paramisgurnus dabryanus is the source of this 2242-nucleotide messenger RNA. RefSeq names its product charged multivesicular body protein 4Ba (gene chmp4ba). The record is from RefSeq and is a predicted model, not a curated record. Gene Ontology annotation, biological process: late endosome to vacuole transport via multivesicular body sorting pathway; vesicle budding from membrane. Lineage: Eukaryota; Metazoa; Chordata; Actinopteri; Cypriniformes; Cobitidae. Gene Ontology annotation, cellular component: ESCRT III complex; cytoplasmic side of plasma membrane; multivesicular body.
GCCUGGUCCAGAGUAGAGGAAGCGGAGAAAACAACAACACAGCUGGGUAAGUGACAGACAGAAACCACGCUGAUUUCUCUUUAUAACCGACUCAGACGCGUUAUCGAAAAAGAGUCACGCCGACCCUUGCUGUCGUCCACGCGGCAAGAUGUCUUUGUUUGGGAAGUUGUUCGGGAGCGGUGGAAAAGGAGGUAAAUCCGCGAGCCCCCAAGAGGCUAUACAGCGACUCCGAGAGACGGAGGAAAUGUUGACCAAGAAACAGGAAUUUUUGGAGAAAAAGAUCGAGCAAGAGCUCCUGACGGCAAAGAAAAACGGCACAAAAAACAAACGAGCCGCAUUACAGGCAUUAAAGCGUAAGAAGCGCUACGAGAAGCAGUUAGCUCAGAUUGACGGCACCCUCUCUACCAUCGAGUUCCAGAGGGAGGCGCUAGAGAAUGCCAACACUAAUACAGAGGUCAUCAAGAAUAUGGGCUUCGCUGCCAAGGCCAUGAAGGCUGCCCAUGAUAACAUGGACAUUGACAAAGUAGAUGAGCUUAUGCAGGACAUCACAGAACAGCAGGAGCUGGCCCAAGAAAUUUCAGACGCAAUCUCGAAACCUGUCCCAUUUGGAGAAGAAUUUGACGAGGAUGAGCUGCUAGCUGAACUGGAGGAACUGGAGCAAGAAGAGCUGGACAAGAACCUACUGGAGAUCGGAGGCACAGAGAAUGUACCGCUGCCCAAUGUGCCAUCCACUUCCUUACCUUCUAGACCAGCAAAGAAGAAAGAAGAGGAUGAAGAUGACAUGAAAGAUCUUGAAGCGUGGGCUGCCAAUUAAUGCCCGUUAAAACCCAUACACACUCAAAUACUUGUUACUAAAGGACCCGGAUGGACUCUACAGUAUGUAAAGUAUGACGUCUUCGUGUCUAAAAUAGGUUAAUAUAUAAAUACAGGAGAGGAAAAUAAAUGCUACCGCUCCAGAUCAAUACAUCUCUGCCAGGCUUACAGUCAACACACUCCUCUGAGCGACAUUCAUUGCUCGUUUCUUUCUUGACCUCAUCUGGACUGUUCCCGCAAGAACAAGUCUCUUUGUAAAGUGUUUUUGUGUGGCCCUCCAUCACUUGUGAAAGUUAUAUAUUUUUUUACAUUUUCAUCUUAAAGAGCCCUCAGCUUGCCUCUUGGUCCAAGAAAAAACAAUACGUAUGGGAACCCUUUGCACGCAGGGGAUGUACAAUAUCUGUAACAAAUCUCAGCAAACAUGUGGUUUUGUUCAUUUGUUUUUGAGCAUCAACCUGUGUUUGUGUGCACUUAUUUCUAUGUUUUGUUAAAACAUCUUGUUUGAUUCGGUGCGUAUGAAGCAUUUCAGAAUAUUGAUGGUGGUUGGAGUUCAGGAGCUUUAUGACUACAAGGCUUGUAAUGGGAAUAAAUGUGUUUAUUGUAAUUGUAAAACAUCACUGUACAUAGACUCUCUCUUUAAUGGCAUAAUGGUUUACAGGAAGAAUGGGAUGCCUACUACACAUAGGUUCCUUUACUCAAGAAAUGUGUACUGUAUUUGAGAUAUUUUAGAAAUACUGGUUUGUGACUACAAGAAGCAUUUGUAUCUAAGAAGUCUUUACACUAGAAACGGGGUUUGUAUUAGGGAAAAACUACGACAUGGUUGUAGAUUUAAAGAUGUUUGUCUUGUUUGUGUGUGAAUGCAUUCAAUCGGAUUUGUGAAAGGAUGAGGAACAAAUGUAAUGCUUUAGUAACACUUUACAAUAAGGUUCGAUUAGUUAAUUACAUUAGUUAACAUGAAUUUAUAACAAAUAAUACACAGUGAACCAACAUGAGCGACUUAUAAACAUUGUUUUUGUAAUAACUAACUUUAUCAAAGUUACAGAAUAAAAGCUGUAAAAAGAUGUUGCUCAUUGUUAGUUUGUGUUAUAUGUUGAUGAAUGAGACCUUAUUGUAAAGUGUUACCCAUGCUUUAUAUUACAGAGAGCACUAUUAUAAUGUUCUGGUACAACGGUUUUAUUCAUUUUUCUCUUUGGUUUAUCAAAGCAUUUUAAAUGUUGAAUAUUCGGAGGGUAAAAAACGAUUAAUAUCUAACCCCUUAUUUAUUAGGCUCAAAAAAUCUUAUUUGCAUUGUUUGUUGUUUGUUUGUUAAAAGGGCUGUCUCCUUUUUGGCACUGUCCUUUAUGUUGUUCUUCUCUGCCUUUCAACAUACCCCUUCUUCAACCUUCCAGCUACAUUAAAAUUUUGCAAAAUAAACCAGUUUAUGGAUUUU